AUGAGCACUUUUAAAACACACCGUGAUUAUCAAGUGUGUGUUCAAUGUACACUUAUUGCUUUAUUGAAUGAACAAUACUCGUUUCUUAUUCAACGCCCAGUUAAAAAAGGUAAUCUUUCUCUACAAUUAAUUAAUAUCAGAAGAAUAGAACUUAACAAAGACUGGAUUGAUGUUGAAGCCUUUGUAAAUAAAAGAUGCCAAGAUCGAAUUACUUUUGAUAUUUCAAUAGGAAUUCCUUCAGAAACAGCAAAACAAAGAGUUUCUAAGAAUAAAAUCUUUGAGCAAAUACAUUUACUCAUAGAUCUAUCCUUUGUUAUGGGAUAUUCAUUUCGUUCUUCAUUCACCAAUGGAAAUAACCAUUCAAUGAUAUAUGAAACUGUAGUAGAAAUAUAUCACAACAAUAUACUUAUACUUUCAACUCAAGAAAUUGAGUCAGUUGGAAAUAAAAUAAAUGCUUUAAUCUAUGAUCGUUUGAGUAAACAACAUUCAAUAACUCUAGAACAAAAAGACACACAAAUAAUUUCUUUAUUACAGACUCAAUUUAAUCGUUUCUGA
Messenger RNA from Entamoeba nuttalli P19, 555 nucleotides. RefSeq lists its product as hypothetical. The coding region runs from base 1 to 555 and encodes 184 amino acids. The record is from RefSeq and is a predicted model, not a curated record. The transcript has a single exon. Lineage: Eukaryota; Evosea; Mastigamoebida; Endamoebidae.